AUGUGCCCUUUUCUCACCCUCAUCCUAGUCGAGUAUUCAAAAAUUCAAGAAACAAAACAAGCGGUCCGCAUAGAAGUAUUUGUGCGCAAUGUUUGCGGGAGUAAACCGACAACUGAGCUUGCUUUUCAACUCAACUUAUUCUUAUGUACUCUUCAUAAGGUAACGUGGGGGUAUACCGUCACUAAUAGCCGUCCACCCUACACCUUGAAUACUCAAUUAUCUCGACUUAGGACCACGAGGCGGUUCUCCAAGCUUCUGUUCCUGCCUCUCGGGCCUCCUUUCCCUUCGAGUUUCCGUGCUCUUCUCGGCACAACGAUCGAUCAAGAUGAUCCGGGAAUAAUUGACCAAGGAAAACCCAUCCCCGAGAAAGAGUUCAUCCCUAUUUUUGGGAGUAAGACCCCUUUUUUGGUUUGGAUUCUCUGUCUGCACUCUAUUACCCAAAAUUUCACCGCCAAUUACAUGAAGUCGCACAGACUGAUAUUGGCAGCGACACAUUCUACGUCUUUAUCCUUCCCGAAGAAGGCGUUCACGCCUUCUAUCUUCCCCCCCAACUUCACGACACCCAGCGAGACUAAGGGAAGCUACCAAAUUUUUACAGCUAUACGAGUCUUUCAUGUCAGCAGAGGGGCGGUCAUUAGUUCAAUGGCAUAUGGAUUAUCCAAGGUGCUAUGUCUCAGGUUCAUCCUCUUUUAUUACCAUAAUCAGUUAUAUCAUCUUAGCUUAGCGGCAAGUGUUUGUGCUUCACAAUGGAGUCCAAGCUACGUAAAACGAAAUUUCAAUAUGAACAGCCGUAGCGAUUAUGCCGCAUCGAUUAUGACGCAGGCUCCCACUCUUUCUCCCCAACGUUUCACUCGCCUCAACUCCCUCUUAUUUUCUCUCCACUGGAUAAAGCAAUGGCAUAAAACCAAGCAGCUAGUCGUCUCUCACGUUCCCUUCAUGGCUCAUUUACCAUUCCUAUAUAAGCCCACCUUUACAACCAUGCGCUUGGUAAAGGCUCUCCUCUUUUUGGGGGCACUGUUUCCUACCGCCCUCGCUGCUCCCGCUGAUGCCUCAGUCAAGCAAGAUGCAUUUAUUCAGGUCAUUGGUCACCGCAACCCGGCUACAUGGGGGGGCAUACUCUCACUAUGGAUACAACCCAUGCGUUCCCAUCAGUCCAAACGCGUAAGUCAAAUUUUGAUCAUCUCUCAUUGCAGUCUUUCGGCCCAAAUACAUCUCUUUCAACGUGACAGUCGUAAACAACGAUACACACUGUACCUACAUGUAAUAUCAAGGCCUGUGGGUUCUACCCUAGAGCCAAGGCUUUGGACAAGGGGCGGGUCGAAGAUAAUUUGGGCGCUAACAAGGGAAGCGACGAUGAAUGUACUAUCUAACAUCUUGUCGCUUGUUAGUUUAACGGAAGACGCGAUUGAGUGCAAGAUUGUUUCGAGGCCGUUGAAGCAAGAUCCACUAUUCCAAAUUAGGGUACGAGGAAACAAUAUCACAAUGAAGGCUCUAUUACACGGUCUUGUGACUUACAAGUACCUAAAAAGGACGGAAAUUGAUCUUAACGCCUCUCUAGUGGCCAAGAAUUCCACCAGUGAAUCGCCAUUCGUGAUCCUCAUAAGCUUUUUAUGCAAAGACGAGGUUACAAAACAGCAACAGCAACAUGGCGACUUCCAAAAGCUCAGACUUAAUGAACGCAAUCAGACAGAAGGCUAUCACUUGUAUGAUACUGGAACGAACCGGCUUUACACUUCAAUACCUUAUGGUGAAGUUCACUAUGUCUUCGUUGGAGGUUUAGAUAGCUAUGAAACGCCUGCGUUAAUACCUUCCUCGACAAUGGCCUUUUGCCAUCGUCUCCUUUCCAGGCCCAGCUCUCUCGCCACGAUACGAUCGCCCAUGAACCAUACCCAAGAUGCUCGAAGAAUCGAAAUCCACAGCACCAGGCACACCCAUGAGGCACCAUACCGCAGCAUCGAUAUUUCUAAAACAAAAACUACCCCAGUAUCCACAACCUGGCGAAAUGAAACGCAGAAGAAGAGCCCUCCAGAGAAUUUUGUGUCAGACUUGGAGAAACUAGAAGCAUGCGGAAAGGGGAAAAUGCGACGUGCGGUGUCUGUUAAAGUCCAGAGCCAAGAAGUUGAGGGCGCGUGCGGUUCACACAUUCCUGUGCCGAUCGACAAGAUCCCCAUGAAUAUCUCUCAUACCAAGAAGCGGUUCAGCUGUCAAUUCAGACACUCGUAUGUGCUCCUUAGCCUCUCUUCAUCGGUGGCACUCCAUGCUCCUUCCACUAUCUUCCUCUUUUCCGUAAACACUACGGCAGAGAACAAGACCAGAGUGUCGGCAAACACUCUAACCCGAUGCGCCCGCCGUGUUGCGCACCACCACACCCGCCGCACCAAACGCGAUACUUUGCGCCGUAACUUGUCGACAUCUUGCAUGAUACUAUCGAAAGCCAUACUAGCGCACUGGCAUAGUUCUGAGGAGAGAUCACGGAAUGAGAGGCGAGUGAAGAAGCGAAGAGUGAGGAAGAAGAAGAUAACGGAGAUGAAGUCUUGUUCGUCCAUAUAUCCUCGCGGGAAGGGUUCACCCUGGCGCUAUCUAGAAGAGUUUGGCUUGUUGGUUUUAACACGAUUUCUACUCGAAUACCGGUACCGAUGUAAAGAUAGCAAUUCGAGGGCGAAUGUUGAUAUGAAGACAACGAAUCGGGGAUGUUCUUUGGGGGACCGGGAAUCUCACGUAUCAUGGAUUGCAGCUUCCCAGAAAGGUGAGCAGCAAAAUCAGAAUGAAAGUCCCAGCCCCAAACUCCCUUAUUCACCUACUCACUAUUUGGAGAGUCCGGCAAUUAUUCUUCGCUACGAAAUGAAUUUGCUUAUUGAUACUCAACUGCAGAAAUUAUUAAGCUCUCCAACCACACAAAACGACCAGCGCCGAUGA
Molecule: messenger RNA, 2916 nt
Organism: Lindgomyces ingoldianus
Lineage: Eukaryota; Fungi; Ascomycota; Dothideomycetes; Pleosporales; Lindgomycetaceae
Exons: 24
Coding region: 1-2916 (971 amino acids)
Source: RefSeq, a predicted model, not a curated record